This is a messenger RNA of Ailuropoda melanoleuca (giant panda), 7710 nucleotides long. It is a transcript of the gene ATRN, whose product is annotated as attractin. NCBI's taxonomy places the organism in Eukaryota, Metazoa, Chordata, Mammalia, Carnivora, Ursidae. Gene Ontology annotation, molecular function: protein binding. Gene Ontology annotation, cellular component: Golgi apparatus. The transcript has 30 exons. The record is from RefSeq and is a predicted model, not a curated record. Bases 118 to 4377 code for a protein of 1419 amino acids.
GGAUUGACCGCCCGAGCCACCGUCCGCACAGCCCCGCCCCGCACGGCCAGGCAAAGCGGAGCCGGCCGUGCGGUGUGUGUGUAUGUGUUCGCGGGGCGCCGUCUCAGCCCCAGGAAGAUGGUGGCGGCGGCGGCGACUCAGGCGAGGCUGAGGAGGAGGACGGCGGCGACGACAGUGCCUGCGGGCAGGAACGGCGGGCAGCGCCAGGACUGGGACACGACCCGGGCUGGGAGGCCGGGGCUGGGGGCCGGGCUGCGCCUCCCGCGGCGACGGCUGCUGCUGCUGCUGCUGCUGCUGCUCCCGCCGCUGCUGCUGCUGCCCUGGGCGGCUGAGGCCGCGGCGGCGGCGGCAGCAGUGGCGGGCUCAGCCGCAGCCGAGGCCAAGGAAUGUGACCGACCCUGUGUCAACGGCGGCCGCUGCAACCCUGGCACCGGCCAGUGCGUCUGCCCCGCUGGCUGGGUGGGCGAGCAAUGCCAGCACUGCGGGGGCCGCUUCAGACUAACUGGAUCUUCUGGGUUUGUAACAGAUGGACCUGGAAAUUAUAAAUAUAAAACGAAGUGCACAUGGCUCAUUGAAGGACAGCCAAAUAGAAUAAUGAGACUUCGUUUCAAUCAUUUUGCUACAGAGUGUAGUUGGGACCAUUUAUAUGUUUAUGAUGGAGACUCAAUUUAUGCGCCACUAGUUGCUGCCUUUAGUGGCCUCAUCGUUCCCGAGAGAGAUGGCAACGAGACUGUCCCUGAGGUUGUUGCCACAUCAGGUUAUGCCCUGCUGCAUUUUUUUAGUGAUGCUGCUUAUAAUUUGACUGGAUUUAAUAUCACUUACAAUUUUGACAUGUGUCCGAAUAACUGCUCAGGCCGAGGAGAAUGUAAGAGCAGUAAUAGCAGCAACGCUGUCCAAUGUGAGUGUUUGGAAAACUGGAAGGGGGAAGCAUGCGACAUUCCUCACUGUAUCCAUGACUGUGGUUUUCCUGAUCGAGGCGUUUGCAAUUCAAGUGAUGUCAGAGGAUGCUCCUGCUUCCCCGAGUGGCAGGGUCCCGGAUGUUCAAUUCCUGUACCAGCUAACCAGUCAUUUUGGACUCGAGAGGAAUAUUCUAAUCUAAAGCUCCCCAGGGCCUCUCACAAAGCUGUGGUCAAUGGAAAUAUAAUGUGGGUUGUUGGAGGAUAUAUGUUCAACCACUCAGAUUACAAUAUGGUUCUAGCGUAUGACCUUGCUUCUAGGGAGUGGCUCCCCCUGAACCGUUCUGUGAACAAUGUGGUUGUCAGAUAUGGUCAUUCUUUAGCACUAUACAAGGAUAAAAUUUACAUGUAUGGAGGAAAAAUUGAUUCAACAGGGAAUGUGACCAAUGAGUUGAGAGUGUUCCAUAUUCAUAACGAGUCAUGGGUAUUGUUGACCCCGAAAGCCAAGGAGCAGUAUGCAGUGGUUGGGCACUCGGCACACAUCGUCACAUUGAAAACUGGCCGAGUGGUCAUGCUGGUCAUCUUUGGUCAUUGCCCUCUCUAUGGAUAUAUCAGCAAUGUACAGGAAUAUGACUUGGCCAAGAACACAUGGAGUAUAUUACAAACCAACGGUGCCCUUGUCCAAGGGGGCUAUGGCCAUAGCAGCGUUUAUGACCACAGGACCAAGGCCCUGUACGUUCAUGGGGGCUACAAGGCUUUCAGCGCCAAUAAAUACCGGCUCGCAGAUGAUCUCUACAGAUACGAUGUGGACACCCAGAUGUGGACCAUUCUUAAGGACAGCCGAUUUUUCCGUUACUUACACACAGCUGUGAUAGUGAGUGGAACCAUGCUGGUGUUUGGAGGAAACACACACAACGACACAUCCAUGAGCCAUGGUGCCAAAUGCUUCUCUUCAGAUUUUAUGGCUUAUGACAUUGCUUGUGAUCGCUGGUCAGUGCUUCCCAGACCUGAUCUCCACCAUGAUGUCAACAGAUUUGGCCAUUCAGCAGUCUUACACAACAGCACCAUGUAUAUAUUUGGUGGUUUCAAUAGUCUCCUCCUCAGUGACAUCCUCGUAUUCACCUCAGAACGGUGUGAAGCGCACCGGAGCGAAGCUGCUUGUCUGGCAGCAGGACCUGGCAUCCGGUGUGUGUGGGAUACAGGGUCAUCUCAGUGUAUCUCCUGGGAAGUGGCAACCGAAGCACAAGAAGAAAAGUUAAAAUCAGAAUGUUUUUCCAAAAGAACUCUUGACCACGACAGAUGUGACCAGCACACGGAUUGUUACAGCUGCACCGCCAACACCAAUGACUGUCACUGGUGCAGUGACCAUUGUGUCCCUGUGAACCACAGCUGCACGGAAGGCCAGAUCUCCAUUUCCAGAUACGAGAAUUGUCCCAAGGAUAACCCCAUGUACUACUGUAACAAGAAGACCAGCUGCAGGAGCUGUGCCCUGGACCAGAACUGCCAGUGGGAGCCCCGCAAUCAGGAGUGCAUCGCCCUGCCCGAAAAUAUCUGUGGCAUUGGCUGGCAUUUGGUUGGAAACUCCUGUUUGAAAAUUACUACUGCCAAGGAGAAUUACGACAAUGCUAAAUUGUCCUGUAGGAACCACAAUGCCUUUUUGGCUUCUCUAACAACCCAGAAGAAGGUAGAAUUUGUCCUUAAGCAGCUGCGAAUAAUGCAGUCAUCACAGAGCAUGUCCAAGCUCACCUUAACCCCAUGGGUUGGCCUUCGGAAGAUCAAUGUGUCCUAUUGGUGCUGGGAAGAUAUGUCCCCAUUCACAAAUACUUUGCUACAGUGGAUGCCGUCUGAGCCCAGUGAUGCUGGAUUCUGUGGAAUCUUGUCAGAACCCAGUACUCGGGGCUUGAAGGCUGCAACUUGCAUCAACCCACUCAAUGGUAGUGUCUGUGAAAGGCCUGCGAACCACAGCGCCAAGCAGUGCCGGACGCCGUGUGCCCUGCGGACGGCAUGUGGAGAGUGCACCAGCGGCAGCUCUGAGUGCAUGUGGUGUAGCAACAUGAAGCAGUGCGUGGACUCCAACGCCUACGUGGCCUCCUUCCCUUUUGGCCAGUGUAUGGAGUGGUACACCAUGAGCAGCUGCCCCCCUGAAAAUUGUUCAGGCUACUGUACCUGCAGCCAUUGCCUGGAGCAGCCAGGCUGCGGCUGGUGCACUGAUCCCAGCAAUACUGGCAAAGGAAAAUGCAUAGAGGGCUCCUAUAAAGGGCCAGUGAAGGUGCCUUCUCAGGCCCCUGCAGGGAAUUCCUACCCACAGCCCCUUCUCAAUGCCAGCAUGUGCCUGGAGGACAGCAGAUACAACUGGUCUUUCAUUCAUUGUCCAGCUUGCCAGUGCAAUGGCCACAGCAAGUGCAUUAAUCAGAGUAUCUGUGAGAAGUGUGAGAACCUGACCACAGGAAAGCACUGCGAGACCUGCAUAUCUGGCUUCUAUGGUGAUCCCACCAAUGGCGGCAGAUGUCAACCAUGCAAGUGCAACGGGCACGCAUCGCUCUGUAACACCAACACGGGCAAGUGCUUCUGCACCACCAAGGGCGUCAAGGGAGACGAGUGCCAGCUAUGCGAGGUAGAAAAUCGAUACCAGGGAAACCCUCUCAAAGGAACAUGUUAUUAUACUCUUCUCAUUGACUAUCAGUUCACCUUUAGCCUAUCCCAGGAAGAUGACCGCUAUUAUACAGCCAUCAAUUUUGUGGCUACACCUGAUGAACAAAACAGGGAUUUGGACAUGUUCAUCAAUGCCUCCAAAAACUUCAACCUCAACAUCACCUGGGCCGCCAGCUUCUCAGCUGGAACCCAGGCUGGAGAAGAGAUGCCUGUUGUUUCAAAAACCAACAUUAAGGAGUACAAAGAUAGCUUCUCUAAUGAGAAGUUUGAUUUUCGCAACCACCCAAACAUCACUUUCUUCGUUUAUGUCAGUAAUUUCACCUGGCCCAUCAAAAUUCAGAUCGCCUUCUCCCAGCACAGCAAUUUUAUGGACCUGGUACAGUUCUUCGUGACUUUCUUCAGUUGUUUCCUCUCUUUGCUCCUGGUGGCUGCUGUGGUUUGGAAGAUCAAACAAAGUUGUUGGGCCUCCAGGCGUAGAGAGCAACUUCUUCGAGAGAUGCAGCAGAUGGCCAGUCGUCCCUUUGCCUCCGUAAACGUUGCCUUGGAAACAGAUGAAGAGCCUCCUGAUCUUAUUGGAGGGAGUAUAAAGACUGUUCCCAAACCCAUUGCUCUGGAGCCGUGUUUUGGCAACAAAGCUGCUGUCCUCUCUGUGUUUGUGAGGCUCCCUCGAGGACUCGGUGGAAUCCCUCCUCCCGGGCAGUCAGGUCUUGCGGUGGCCAGCGCCCUGGUGGACAUUUCUCAGCAGAUGCCAAUCGUGUACAAAGAGAAGUCAGGAGCCGUGAGAAACCGGAAGCAGCAGCCCCCCGCGCAGCCUGGGACCUGCAUCUGACGCUGGUCCACGGAUUCUCCGCCUGACGUUGGCUCCAGCCCUUCUGACCAUUCCUGCCAGGUCACCACAGAGGAGGGGAGUCGUUCGUGUUACAUGUCUCCCUUGAGCAGAAAAGAGCAUGACAGCACUUGGGAUCCCUGCAUUAAAGAGCCACAGUGUGCUCCUGUAGCCUGCUCUGAGCUGGUGGGUCGUCCUCAGGCUGUGGGUGGAAUCGAACACCCAAAGCCUGGAGAAGGACCUGGAACUGUUUGCUUGCUCUCCUCCAGGAGAGGCUCAGCUCAGCACUCCCAUCCUCCUUCCCAGCCCUGGGUGGUAGCUGUGGGCAGGGCAGUGACCACUGAGAAGGAUGAAAAGCACAUGGAGGAAAUGGAUGAGGAGGAAUAAGCAUGCCAAGUGGAAAGUGAUCAGGUUGAAGUGGGCUGGGGCGGUCCUGCUCUUCUCCGCAGGCCACUGCCUGGGUGUUGCGGUGUCCCUGUGUAUGGUGCUCUGUAUUCUGGUAUUAUGCGGCAGCCUCCCCAGGUCUCUCUUCCACUUCAAAACUUGGGGUUCUCUGGCAUUACCCCAUAGGGAUGGACCUCUAGACGACCACACUCGUUUUCGAAUUUGGAGAAAUUAAUACUCGAAAGAGCAAAGACUGCAGCAUUUCACCUUUAAAUGCAGUACCUAGAGUAGGAGUGCUGUCUCUUUCCCAGCACCAACCCCUCACCCCUGAAGAGUUGCCUGGAAAGAUGUUUUCAUGGAAGUUGAACCCUAAAACACUGUCUGAUGCACAAAACACCUCUACUUUGAACUCGACUCUCAAAAAGCUGCUUUUUCACAUCAUUGGCAAAGAGCAGACAAUUCUAGAAAAGACCCCUUCUCUUCCAAGCUUCCCACAUCCCUGCUCCACAUUACGGCACCCACAGAGGGCCUGCCACAGGCUGGCGCUUCCCCCUAUAAUUGCCAUGAGGCCUCUUGACAGAGAGAGGGAGGCCGCUGGAGAAGGACCUCCCACAAGGAAAAUCCUUGUAUGUUCAAAGGACCAGUGUUUCUUUGGCCAAAGAAGUCUCUUCCCCAUGGGUUCCCAGGCCUUGAAAUAACAUGCACCAUGUCCCGUAGCCACCUGGUGUGUUGUUUUUUUUUUCCUAAAAGUUUGUUUUUAAAAAGGAAGGAAAAAGGAGCAAGUGAUGUUUACUUCUGCUCCAACAGUGGAGAAACAGCUGAAUCCACCUGCUUCUCCUUUGCAGCCAAUAGCAAACAGCUUCCUCCCGGCUCAGGCCAGAGGAAGGGAGUGGCAGGGGAAAGAGGCAUUGAGCUUAGGAGCCAGUUACCAAGAGGGAAUCAUCUGGAACUUCAAAGAAAUGCCUGCGUGUCACAGGAGAGCCUGUAUAUAAGUUAAAAUAGUCAUGAAAGUAUUGAUGUUGCACUUGUACAUAAUUAUACAGUAGUGUCCAGAAUGUUCAGACAUUCAGAGUGUACAUAGAACAGAAAACUAUGUUAAUGUAUUUUUAUUAAAUGUAAUGGUGUCUGAGUUUUACCUAAUUAUGUUUUUGUGCCACAUACCGGAUAUCCAAGUCUGAAGAAGUCUUCUCAUUGGGCCCUGAUACAUUGAUAACAAAGCCAGAGAGGGGAAAAAAAAAAAAAAAGGCAUCCCAUCGUGCCAGUGUGUCCAGAUGCAUCUGGUACGAAUUGGUUGAUUGUAAAACAGAAAUCGUCUGUCGGUACACAGAGGGGAAACCAAGCGCUGAGCCCAUGUAAACAGCAUUGUGUGAGGAGAGUCGAAGGCAGUGGGCCUGCUGCUGUCACUGUUGCUGGCUCUGCAAGGGAGUCAGGAAUCUUUCUGUCAGCCUCUUGGUGCUGUGCAUGGCCAGGGAUGACCAAUCUUGUCCUGAGAAGUGUUUCUCUUAGUCUCUAAGUUCAAAGACCCUAUCAGAUUUUCCAGAAAGGGGCUUCUGGAGCUGCCUUUUGUUCAGUUUGGUCUAAAAUUUUAAUGACUAUUUCCCAGGAUGGUGGUUUCCUAGACUGAAAACCGGGGGGUGGGAGUAGGGUGGCUAGUUCACUGAUAGAUAGCUCGCAUUUUGUCCGGAGAACCGCACACAGCCUGGCCUCCUGUCCACCCCCCACUGCUCGUCUUACAGUUUGCGGAGAAGUCUGCACUUCCUGUGAGAUCACCUCUAAGAGAUUGGAGGAGAUGUGGAGAGAAGGCAACCCAUACUCCCCCGAGCUAACCUGGAGGAAAAGCAGCCCUGGACAGAAGACGGUCAGCAGCAGGAAAACAGCAGAACAUCUGUGGGUGAGGCCUGAAGCGCCUGAUGGGAGACGUACCGGGAAGUCUGGGGCGAAUGCAUGAGAAGACCAGAGCACUUUCCGUAGAAAAAAGACAUGGGACCUUUUCAGUGCAACUUUCUCCGUCAGUUCAACGGUGUCUGGGGUGGGGGUGGGGGUGGGGGUUCACUUCCUUGGGUGCUGGUAUCAUUUUCAAGAACACCUUUGAUCCUUUAGUUUCUUUCAUCCAUCCACACCCUCAGUGAAUACUCACUAAGCACUUACUAACAGCCUAAAGCUAAUGCCAGGGCAGUGACCAAGAUGGAAAAGAAGCUCUUUGGAACUACAGCAAAACCCAGCUCUCACUCCUCAUCCCAGGAGACCUUUCCUCAUGGCGGUUUCUGUGAGAAUAGGCCACCCUGAGGAUAGACCCAGGAAGGCAGAGGGUCUGUCCUCGGGCCGAGCACUGGCUCUCAGUCUGAAAUGUUUCCCAAUUGACCAAACUCGGCUCCAACCAUAAAAAUCACCGUGAUGGCAGGCCCGCCAAGAGACAUUUCCCCGGAAUCGUUCAAACUCCUCAACACCCUUACCUGCAGGGAGAUGAUCUGGACUGGAGAAGAGAACUGGCGCCUUCUCUUUCAAAGGCAAUAAUGGAAUUGACUUUCAGUAACUGAAAUUUGUGCACAAAACAUUCUAAACACUAGUGAAGCCUGUUUCGUUGAACUAAUUCUGGCUCUGGAAAUGUUUUUGUUUUAUAGGUAUUUACGGUUUUUGUUUUGUUUUAUUUCUGGUUUGGAUUCAAGCUUAGUUUGUUAAUAUGUAUAAUUUAGCAUCUCUUGCACUCAUGUAAAUAUGGAGUAAGUAUUGUAAACUAUUUCAUUGCUGGGGACUGUGGGUGUUAUACAUACAUUUAGGACUGCAAUUUUUUGGUAUUUUUUGUAUUGUAAAAUAACAGCUAAUUUAAGCAGGAACAAGAGAACUAAGGGAGGUCUGUGCAUUUUAAACACAAAUGUGAAGAACUUGUAUAUAAGCGAAAGUAAAUACUAUAAUACAAACUUCCUUCUGAAAUAAAAGUAGAUCUGGUAAAAA